CUCAGAGAGAAGGUGUGUGGUGACGAAGCUUCCCCAUUUCCCUUUAUUCAUCAAGUUUCCUCUGACUGUUAAGUCCCUCCGGUCUCUGAGCUCCAGCCUUUUACAGUUGGACACACCUGGCCAGUGUCUCAGAUUGAACUAUGAUAUUUUUCAUGGAAAAUCUAUGGAAUGAUACUGACGACUGGGAUGAGGAAUUUGGAAAUAUCAGCGGCACACCACCUACAGACACAUUCAGUCCCUGUAGGGUAGACACCGAGACACUCGACAAGUAUGUGGUGGUGGUCAUCUAUGCCCUGGUCUUUGUGCUGAGCCUGCUGGGAAACUCCCUCGUGAUCCUGGUGGUCUUACGGAGUCAGUUCAACCGCUCUGUCACCGACGUCUACCUGCUGAACCUGGCCGUAGCAGACCUGCUCUUCGCCCUGACCUUGCCUAUCUGGGCUGCGUCCAAGGCAAAGGGCUGGAUCUUUGGCACGCCCCUGUGCAAGGUGGUCUCGCUCCUGAAGGAAGUCAACUUCUACAGCAGCAUCCUGCUGCUGGCCUGCAUCAGCGUGGACCGCUACCUGGCCAUUGUCCAUGCCACACGCACGCUGACCCAGAAGCGGCACUGGGUCAAGUUCAUAUGCUUAGGCAUCUGGGCCCUGUCCCUGAUCCUGUCCCUGCCCAUCUUCGUCUUCCGCAGGGCCAUCAAUCCGCCCUACUCCAGCCCGGUCUGCUACGAGGACAUGGGAGUCAACACGACGAAACUGCGGAUAGUGAUGCGGGCCCUGCCCCAGACCUUUGGCUUCCUCCUGCCCCUGGCGGUCAUGCUGUUCUGCUACGGACUCACCCUGCGCACGCUGUUCGAGGCCCACAUGGGGCAGAAGCACCGGGCCAUGCGGGUCAUCUUCGCCGUCGUGCUCGUCUUCCUGCUCUGCUGGCUGCCCUACAACCUGGUGCUGGUGGCAGACACCCUCAUGAGGCUCCGGGUGAUCCAGGAGACCUGUGAGCGCCGCAACGACAUUGGCCGGGCCCUGGAUGCCACCGAGAUUCUGGGCUUCCUCCACAGCUGCCUCAAUCCCUUCAUCUACGCUUUCAUCGGCCAGAAGUUCCGCCAUGGACUCCUCAAGAUCAUGGCCUUCCAUGGCCUCAUCAGCAAGGAGUACUUGUCCAAGGACGGCAGGCCUUCCUUUGUUGGCUCUUCUUCAGCCAACACUUCCACGACCUUCUGAGCCCCCGGCCCUGCCGCAGGCCCUCGAGGUCCCUCCCUCGCCAUCGGCAUCCCGUCCCGAGCCCCGUGUCCCCUGGCUGUUGACAGUCUCUGUGUCCAGGCAGGCCCCGGUCAUGGUUGCAGGAAGUUACUGGGGCUCGUCCUCCUCAGGCCCAUUGUGUGGUUUAGAAAGCCUGCCCUGGUUCCCCACCGCCUACUGCCCUUCCUAUGUCGGCUGCUGGAGCUCAGUCCGUCCUACCACUGAGCCCACAGCACUCCGUUCUCUGAGGCAGUUAAAGACAUUUAAAAGGCAUUCUUUUAAGUGACUACAGAAAGUUCCUCCCAUGGGCAGCCAUUGGUGGCAAAGGACAUGAGCUGCUACCCCAACUCUCCCUUUCUUGCUUGGCAGCAAAGUCCACCUCCCUGGAGAGAGGCUGGAAAGGACAGACACUCACUUUCAAAGACUCCCUUAGCUAGGAGGGGCCCUGUCAUGCCCUUCUGACUAGUGAGACUUCAGGGCAAUAGUGUGCUGGUAAAGCACUCUCCUGGGGGAAAGAAGUCCGGAUUUGUAGCAUUUGCCACGUUGCCUGGUGUGAACGCUCCCGCCAUGGUGAUUUCAAGGGUUUUCAAGUGUUUAGCAACCAGCUCACAAAAAUUUGGGAAAUAAUGAGCUGCUUUCACAAGCAGGUACAAACUGGCUUCAGCACACCAUUGCUUAAGAGGAAGUCUGCUGGGGCCAGGGACUCCUGGGAAGUAUUCCUGACUGAAAAAAGAGAGAGAGACACACACACACACACCCUUGGUUCUCACCUUUGAAUACGGUUGUAGGAUACGAUGUGACAAAGAGGCAAAAAGUGCUCUCAGCACACGUAGGCAGAAGGAGGGGAUGACAGUAAAGAACCCAGAAAGAAACCUGAGCAUAAAUGGUCAAUGAUUUCAACAACGGGCACCAUGACUAUUCAAUGGGGAAGGACAGUCGUUCAGCAAAGGGUGCUGGGUAAACCAGAUAUCCACACGCACAGGAACGAACUUCGUCCCUUUCCUUAUACUCUAUACAAAAGUUAACUGAAAAUGGGUCAAAUACCUAAUGAUAAAAGCUGAAACUAUUAAACUCUUGGAAGACAACAUAAGGAAAAGCUUCAUUUGGUUUGAGGUUGGGGAUGGAGAGAAGUUCGGAGAUGAGGUUUAGAUCAAGGUUGAGGGUGGAACCAGGGAUGAGGUUGGAGUUAGAGGUGAUGUGGUGGGCAGCCAGAGAUGAGAUGGCAGGUUGGGACAAGACGGAGGGUCAGAAAAGGAUGAAUUUCAGGAACAGGGGGAGAUCCAGAAUAGGGAGAAGAUGGGGCUGGGGUUAGUGCAAUUCAGGGAGGUUCCAUGGGAUUGGGACCAAGUAUGGGGUGAAGUGUAGGAAUGGGAUGAGUGUUUGAGUAUGGUGAGUCUCAGGGAGAGACGUCAGAACUGGAGUGAGUGUCAGGGGCCAGCCACUAUUUUAGUCCAGUUAGUGGCUGGAGGAAAAAGACAUCACUGGGAGAGUCACCAUUUUCUGGGUAGAAUUGUCUAACACGCUUUUCUGGGACCCAAGAUGGAGGUACCUUGGCUGUCCGCCGAGGGUCUCCAAGUAGUUUGAUGAGAAAGGAGUUAGGGCUCAAGCCCUAAGAGAUAGAUCUGAUUCAGAAGAGAAGCUGGAAGAAUGCAGAAGAAAUCCAGGGAGGUAGGCUGGCAACUGGGUCUGGGAAUCUCCCCUUCCUCUCCCUCCCUCCUUCCCCUAAUGCCCUUCCACCUCUCAGCUGCAAGCUUAAAUGGCCUUCUUCCUCCAUCCUCUGCUGUCCCAAGACAACUCUGUCGGGGGCUUCAGUAAGUAAAUAUGGAUCCAUACUGGGCCCGGGGAAACACAAAUGACUAAUAUGUAUCUGAAAAGAUGCUUGGCCUCACUAGUAACCUGGGAAGUGGGAAUCAAACAGCAAUAAAAUGGAAGUGUUUUACAUGGGGAGGGAUAUAUAGUUGACUGUCAAACAACAUGGGUUUGCAUUGUGUGGGUCCAUCGAUAAUGUGGAGUUUUAAAAUAAAUACAGUACUGUAAAUCUA
Molecule: messenger RNA, 3268 nt
Organism: Ailuropoda melanoleuca (giant panda)
Lineage: Eukaryota; Metazoa; Chordata; Mammalia; Carnivora; Ursidae
Product: C-X-C chemokine receptor type 2
Exons: 3
Coding region: 141-1208 (355 amino acids)
Biological process (GO): neutrophil chemotaxis; calcium-mediated signaling; positive regulation of cytosolic calcium ion concentration
Cellular component (GO): membrane; external side of plasma membrane
Molecular function (GO): C-C chemokine binding; C-C chemokine receptor activity; C-X-C chemokine receptor activity
Source: RefSeq, a predicted model, not a curated record